Messenger RNA from Hemiscyllium ocellatum (epaulette shark), 3931 nucleotides. RefSeq names its product E3 ubiquitin-protein ligase RNF149-like. NCBI's taxonomy places the organism in Eukaryota, Metazoa, Chordata, Chondrichthyes, Orectolobiformes, Hemiscylliidae. Bases 311 to 1504 code for a protein of 397 amino acids. The transcript is spliced from 8 exons. The record is from RefSeq and is a predicted model, not a curated record.
CGGGGGGUGGGCUCUGGCGGCCUGAGCAUGUGGCCUGGUGCUGUCCGUGUUUAAACAUUGACACUGAGGCAGGAGCAGCCCGUGCCCGAGGACACGGUUUGAAGAGCGGACUGUCGCUGCCGGAAUCUGGGACAGAGACCGAGACCGAGUGUCAGAGCCUCCCCGGCUCACACACACACAGCCCCGAGUGAGAGUGACUGCUCGGGCCGGGGCCGGCGUUGACAGGCGGCGAGGCCUCGCACCGUCGCCCGGGAAGUGGAGCAGCUGGUCCCCGUUGGGCAGGGAGCAGGGGGCAGUGAUCGCGGGGACGAUGAGGCUGUGGGCUCCGGGCCUGUGUUUACCGCCUCUCCUGAUCUUCCUGCUGCCGGUGUCGGCCCGCAGCGCCGAGUGGUACACGGCGUUCGUCAGCACCGCCUACCUGGACCCCAUCAGCAACAUGACCGUGUCCGGGAGCAGCGAGAGCGGCAGAUACGGUGAUAGUUCACCUAAAGAGAGUGUGCAGGGAGUAAUAGGGAUCCCUAGGUCCAACCGGGACCAAUUGGGAUGUGGCCCCAACACCGAAUACUUCAUACCUAGGUCAGGGGAACCAUGGAUCGCUCUGAUUGCUAGAGGCAAUUGUACUUUCAAGGAGAAAAUUUUGAAUGCUGCCAAAAAAUUGGCAUCUGCAGUUGUGAUUUACAACUUUCUUGGUACUGGGAAUGCAACAGUAACCAUGAAUCACAUUGGGACCGGAAAUACUGUUGCUAUCAUGAUUGGCAAUUCAAAGGGGAUGGAAAUUCUAGAGUUAGCUCGCCGAGGUAUCCCAGUGAUCAUGUCCAUAACUGUUGGUACCCGACAUGUGCAGGAGUGGAUGAGCUCUCAGUCAGUAGUAUUUGUAAUUAUUGCUUUCAUAACAAUGAUGAUCAUCUCCCUGGCGUGGCUCAUUUUUUAUUACAUCCAGAGAUUUCUAUAUGCAGGAUCACAGUUUUCAAGUCAGAACAAGAAAAACAAGAACAACAGGAGAGAAGCCAAGAAAGCUAUUAGUAAACUUCAGCUGCAUACUGUCAGGCAUGGAGAUAGGGAAGUAGAUUUGGAUAUUGAUGGCUGUGCUGUGUGUAUUGAAGUAUAUAGAUCCCGAGAUGUUGUGCGAAUUCUUCCUUGCAAGCAUGUAUUCCAUAGAAUAUGUAUCGAUCCAUGGCUUCUUGAGCAUCGAACCUGUCCAAUGUGUAAACUUGAUGUCAUUAAAGCACUUGGCUUUAUGGUAGAUACUCAUGAAAAUGUUGAAGUAGUUAUACCAGAAACUGUGCCUGACAGUAUCCCAGUUGGUAAUUCAAGUGGUGCUUUACAAGAAGGUGCAGGAGCUGAAACAAGUACCUUCCCAAACUCCUCAACCUUUGAGUCAUUACAGCAUGAUGACAGACUAAUGGAAGAGGAUGAAGCUGCAGCUUUAAUUGAAGCGAAUUUAGAAAUUCAGAGAAAUAGUGAUAGUUCGUCUUGUCCCAUUGGAUGUCCAGAUGCCAGAUGAAUAUUUUUGAUAAAAAUCCAUUUUUGAUUUAAAGCACAAGAGGGGCCAUUUGUGGAUUCUUCUGGAAAAACAAUAGUUCAAAAUAUCAAGUGCAGCAAAAUAUCAAAUCAUGCAUUUUUAAUUCAUCUCAUCACAGUUCUAACUGAAUAAAAUAACUUUGGUUGAAAUUAAAAGUAACAGAUACUGAUUUCUAGAGGAUACGUUGAUUUGAGAACACAUGGGACUCCUACUUAGUCACAGCAAAAUUCUUGUUCUUCCACUCUUUACAAAACGUACUUUGAACUUUUAUGUUUACUGAAACUGGAAUUUGUAACUUUUGAUCAUUGUUUAGUUACAAGUGCAUUGAUUUUGGUUUCAUCUUAUUCUUUGUACUUUGCAGCCUAUACAAUAUGUUUGCAAAUAUCAUUAUUUUCAUUGAAAAAAAUAGUUAAGGAUUCAGAUGUUUAGAGAGCUAGUUACUUGUACUAGACCUAGUUGUCCAGUAUUGACAAUUUUAAUGAAACUGGUAAUCUGUAAAUGUUAUAUAGAAGCAGUAAUGUAUAGUUCUAGUUUGGUCCUCUAUCUUUUUAGUAGUGUUUUCAUGCUAAGUAGGUUUGUCUAUAAGUCAUCAUUCCUUUAAGGAUAUUGUGUAGUAACUUGAUUUUUGCAACUGUUUUGAUAAAUCUAUAAUAACAAAAUUAAUUCUCUAUUAAAGUGCACUAAAAAUAUUGAAGAAUAAUAAAACUGUUGAACUUCUGAUUACCACUGCUGUCGUAAAAUAUUCAUCAUAUAAUUAAAUCAGAAUAUGUUUGAGGCCCAGUUUGUGAUCUUGAAUUAUCCAAACUGCAGUAAUGUACUGAAACUGGUGUUACAAAUUAUUUAGUCAAGAUUUCAUGAAAAAGAAUCAUUCGAAUAAGCUUAAGAAUCUUUGUGUAACUAUGAAGCAGUGAUGCAGCUUUCAGUUAAAGCUAAUUCCAGUAGAUGUUGCUGCAUGACUGUGUCACCACAUUAUACAAAAUGACAGGUCAUAAAAGUAGCAAUGUUUUUAAUUCAGGCCAAAGAGGAAAUGUUUGCACUGUAUUUCAUUGAGUGUGGUGGAAGAAAAGCAAUAAAGCAUCGAGCCUUAUGCCAACAGAGUAAAAUUUAUACACCUUUAAUAUUUAUCAUGUUCAAUCAUUUAAUGAUGCAAUGAAAGAAAAUUAACUUUUAAAAAAAAAACUUCAGGAACUCUCCUGAAAUCAUUCUAAGUAAUUUCAAAAUUAGUGUGUUAAAACAGUUAUUCAAUAUGAACUACAUAUAAUUACAUUAAUGUUGCAAAAUUAUAGAAUUGUAAGGAAAUUCCAAUCUGAAGACCAAGUUAUAAAUCAUUAGCUAGCACUUUACUUUUUAAAUUGAGGCUCAGAUCAAGUCAAUGAAAUGCCAGGAGUUGAAAAGAUAUUAGGGCUUUUCUAAUUGACAAAUGAAAUGACAUCAAUAUGUUAUGAUGGUAAUAUACUGUCAGGAAGUUUUAGCAAGAGUCUACACAUCUGCAACUUCUUUAUUGGAAUUUGCUUCAGUCUGUUGUUUUACUUGUGACUAGUCAAAAGCACCGCUUAAACGUGUCUGUAAAAGCUCUAGGAUCAAUUUAUUAUGAUUUUUGCAAAUAAGCAUUGGUAAAUACAAGAAUUUUUAAGCACGGGUCUCUUAAAUUUGUACAUAUGCAAUAAGUUGUACAUUAUACUAGAUUUGCACUUAUCAGUUAGUGUCUGUUGAAAACAAAAACAAAUUGUUCAGCAGUAUAGAUUUGAAUUGAUCAUGGACAAGUGCAAGUUCUAACCUCCUGUCCAUACCUUUUUACUACUGCAAUAUUGCUAUUAAUUUUCUGAUUUUACCUUUCCUUCAUAAGAUAUGAUGUCCUCUUACUUUCCCCAGUUUCACUGUGUGUAGUCUUGAAGUAUGUGUCUCUGCUAGAAUUCUGUCAUCAUAAUUAAGUCUAUCCUUUCCUAAUGUAAGUAUUUCAUUAAAAAUCUCUUUCUCAACCCUGAAUGUUCAUUUGUAAUUGUACUUCUGGGAAAUGUGGAUGACUGUUGCAGCAUCAGGAUUGGUUAUAUACUGUGUUCCAUUUUGGAUCUUUAGUGUUUCAUGUGGACACUACUGCUCAUUCUCUGUUUCUGCACUGAUCAGCCCUGUCUUUUUCACCCAUUUACUUCAAUGAGAGUCACAAACUAGUAAAGUUUGGAAGGUGAAAAAUAUGAUUUUAAAUCCUAGAGCUUUAUUCAAGGAUGUGUGGGGAGUACAUCUUGUUUCUUGCCUGUCCUUUCUCAACACCACAGAAAAAGGACAGAGCAAUAGGUAGUUUGUUUUAAUUGUUUGUAACAUGUUGCUUUGCAAGGAAUGCAUUGUUCAGCUUUGAAAUAAAAAUACAAGUACAAAAAUGCUACUUGUAACAACAUUAAAUUAAACUUUACU